UCUUCUUGACAAGCCGAGCCCAGCCCCAGCGCCGUCGGAGAGAUGAAGAGCAGGAGGCAGAGUGGCGGCGGCGCAGUAGCUGCCGUGGACGGGAACACCAGCAGCGGCUGCGGCGGUGGCGGGGGAGGCUGCAGCAAGAUGGAGAGGAAGGACGUGGAGAAGAACCGCAGGCUGCACAUGAAGGGCCUCUGCCUCAAGCUCUCCUCCCUCGUCCCCGCAACAUCAACCCACCACAUCCGCCAUUACCAAAGCUCCAACGCAUCGUCACAGUGCAACAAUAAUAACAAGGACGCGAUCACGCAGCUGGACCAGCUGGACAGCGCGGCGGCGUACAUCAAGCAGCUCAAGGGCCGGAUCGACGAGCUGAAGCGGCGCAAGCAGGGCGGCGGCGGCUGCUCCCCGUCCGCCUCCGGAAACAAGGCGUCGUCCACGACGACGAGCGCCACGGCGUCGCUGCCGGUGAUCGAGGUGCGGCACCAGGACUCGACGCUGGACGUGGCGCUUGUGAGCGAGGCCGGGAAGCCGUUCAAGCUGCACGAGGUCAUCUCCGUGCUCGAGCAGGAGGGCGCCGAGGUGGUCAGCGCCAGCUUCUCCGUCGUCGGCGACAAGAUCUUCUACACGCUGCACUCCCAGGCGCUCUGCCCCAGGAUCGGGCUCGAGGCCGACAGGGUCACACACAGGUUGCACGGCCUCGCCGCUGCUGCCUCCGCCGCCGCCGCCGUCUACACGACAUGA
This is a messenger RNA of Lolium rigidum, 735 nucleotides long. RefSeq names its product transcription factor bHLH168-like. Gene Ontology annotation, molecular function: protein dimerization activity; DNA-binding transcription factor activity, RNA polymerase II-specific; RNA polymerase II transcription regulatory region sequence-specific DNA binding. NCBI's taxonomy places the organism in Eukaryota, Viridiplantae, Streptophyta, Magnoliopsida, Poales, Poaceae. Gene Ontology annotation, cellular component: RNA polymerase II transcription regulator complex. The transcript is spliced from 2 exons. The coding region runs from base 43 to 735 and encodes 230 amino acids. The record is from RefSeq and is a predicted model, not a curated record. Gene Ontology annotation, biological process: regulation of transcription by RNA polymerase II.